GAUGGGGCGCUGGGGCCGGUGCCAGGCGGGCGCUGGGGGCUGAAGCCGAGUCCCGGGAGAAACUUGUCCCCCCUCGCCCGUGGCCGUGGGCCUUCAUUGUCUGCAGCGGCCUCGGGAGCCCGGAGCGGGAGGACGGCAUCCAUCCCGAGCUCCUGCGGCAGCGGCGGAGACUCCCUUUGUCCUCCUCGGACUUCCCUCCCGCGGUCAGCUUGGGGAGGGGGGAGGUGUCCCCGCCGGCCCUGACGCACCCAAACCCCCUCCGGGGACUCCGCCUCCUUGGUGUCCCAGCCCGGCAGAGUCCAGGGGGCUGCGAGAGGGAGGGAGACUCGGGGCCCCGGCCACAGCAUGGUGGCCGGCCGCUCCCGGGCGCUCGGCCCUGGGCGCUGGCUGCUCCCCAGCCUGUGCUUGCUGGCGCUCGGCGGUCCUAGCGUGCUCCUGCGCGCCCAGGAACAGCCCUCCUGCAGAAGAGCCUUCGAUCUCUACUUCGUCCUGGACAAAUCUGGGAGUGUGGCAAAUAACUGGAUUGAAAUUUACAAUUUUGUCCAGCAACUUACAGAGAGAUUUGUGAGUCCUGAAAUGAGAUUGUCUUUCAUUGUGUUUUCUUCUCAAGCAACCAUUAUUUUGCCAUUAACUGGAGACAGAGGCAGAAUCAGUAAAGGAUUGGAGGAUUUAAAACAAGUUUCUCCAGCAGGAGAGACAUAUAUUCAUGAAGGACUGAAGCUAGCAAAUGAACAAAUUGAGAAAGCAGGGGACUUGAAAACCUCCAGUAUGAUAAUUGCACUGACAGAUGGCAAACUGGACGGUCUGGUGCCAUCCUAUGCAGAGAAUGAGGCAAAGAAGUCCAGGUCACUUGGAGCUAAGGUUUAUUGUGUUGGAGUUCUUGACUUUGAACAGGCUCAGUUGGAAAGAAUUGCUGAUUCCAAAGAGCAAGUUUUUCCAGUCAAAGGUGGAUUUCAAGCUCUCAAAGGAAUAAUCAAUUCUAUACUAGCUCAAUCAUGUGCCCCAGUCCUGGAAUUGAGUCCCUCAAGUGUCUGUGUAGGGGAGGAAUUUCAAGUUGUUCUGAUUCGAAGAGGAGUCACUUUGGGCAGCUGGGAUAGCAGUGUGCGCUGUACUUUCUUUGUGAAUGACACAUACAGAAUGAAUGUGGAACCAGUAAGUGUAAAUCAAAAUUCCAUGCUUUGCCCUGCACCAGUCCUGAAUAAAGUUGGAGAAACACUUGAUGUUACAGUAAGCUUCAAUGAAGGGAAGUCUGUCGUGUCAGGCUCAUUAGUCAUCACAGCUACAGAAUGUUCUAACGGGAUCGCGGCCCUCAUUGCUAUUUUGGUGUUAUUGUUACUUCUGGGCAUUGGUUUGAUGUGGUGGUUUUGGCCUCUUUGCUGCAAAGUGGUUAUCAAGGAUCCUCCACCACCACCUCCACCUGCACCAAAGGAAGAGGAAGAAGACCCUAUGCCCAACAAGAAAUGGCCAACUGUGGAUGCUUCCUAUUAUGGUGGUCGUGGGGUUGGAGGAAUUAAAAGAAUGGAGGUUCGCUGGGGUGACAAGGGAUCCACUGAAGAAGGCGCAAGGCUAGAAAAAGCCAAAAAUGCAGUGGUGAUGAUUCCUGAAGAAGAGAUACCUGUCACUCCCAGACCACCUCGACCCAAGCCUUCAUACCAGACCACACAGACAAAGUGGUACACACCAAUUAAGGGUCGUCUUGAUGCACUUUGGGCUUUGCUUGCAAGGCAGUAUGACCGGGUGUCCUUGAUGCGACCACAGGAAGGAGAUGAGGGCCGGUGCAUAAACUUCUCUCGAGUUCCAUCUCAGUAAAAUGAAAGCAAGAAGAACAAGAAGGCAUGAAGACAGGACAAUUUCAUGAUGUCGAUUUCCAACCAAAUGAAAAGGAAGUCAAGUGCUUUUCAGAAGCUCUUGGAACAGUGGCUUAAUUUCUCUCUGUCAGGAAAUGUUUUCUCUGCCUUAUGCUUUAUGUGCACCAAACAUCUUUAAACACUUUCUCUGCCAUCUACAUGAGAAGUGGUGAAGCUCGGUGGUAACUUAGGAUUCACUGCAUGGGAAGCAAAUAGGAAGUUUAAUCUGAUGCUUUUUAUGAUGUUGUUUAUGCAAAGAUGCUGAUGGGAAUGUAGAAGAUUACAAGGCAGUGGCAACUCCAUUGUAAAGAUGAUAACCACUGGGUGUGCGGCGUCUUUAAUGGAGACAGGUGCUUCCAACAUGGACGCCUGGCACAUGUGCUUUUGUAUGACAAGAUCUUUAGCCUUAAGCAGAGAACGAAAUUUUCCACCAGGCUAAACAAAUAAUGGACUCCAUUGCCUUACAGUUAUGUCAGAUAGCAAAAUCCUCUCAAGCCCCCUAUCACAGUGUGCCUUACGGGAAGUUUCUGCCUAGAAAAUCUUGUCAUUGUUACACUGAAAAGUGCACACGCAUGACAAAAUAGAGACAAGAUGCCUCAAGGUAUUGGCAUCCAGCAAGAUUUUGCCCUUUAGUUUUCCAAGACACCUUUCUUUCAUUAUGCACUUGGGACAAGAAAAUUAAUAGAGCGUUAUUCCACAGGAAGACUGCCUGCAACCAAAGAUCUAGAGUGGAGUUUAGGGACUCAUGAUUUGAGGCCUUGUCCCUGAGCCUAGUAGAUUUCUCCUUUUCUCUGUGUUCAGGAUUUAGUAGUGCAUAAAACAUUAAUAUCUGUAAACAUAACUACAACUUUAUUUUGCUUUUAAUUUAAAGGAAGCAGUAACCACAAAGCUUCCGCUCAGGGUUUUUUCUUUCUUCAAGUCUCCAAGGGCUCUUCAGCGUCACAAGCCAGCAACUCUCUUUGCAUGAAAAUUUCAAAGUUUAAUUAAUAUAAUUAAAGGCAACAGCAAGCAGCAGCCUGUGAAGAUUUGGCUCAUCGUUUUUAUGCCUUUUGACAUUGAAUGACCUAUUACUGUAUGCGCAUUACUUGGAGUUUGAGGAGCACUGCACCUUGGUUAUGAUUCAGCAGAAGAAAAGAGCCUUCUCUCUUCAGUUUAUAAAUUAAAUUUUUCAGGGGGCUCACCAUCAAAAGACAUUGACACUGUAUAUACUAUAAUUUUUUUAGAAAAAUCACCAUCGUGUCACGUUGACGAUGCCAAAUUAUGUUAGCGUGAGCAGAAACACUGUGGGGGAGGAAGGAGGCAGCAGCUGAAGAAAACAGCUCAAAUGAUCUAGUCACUUUUGAUACUGUACUUCAGAUGCGAAAUGGAUAUUCGACUGGAAACCUGACAAAGCGCGCCUGCUUUGAUGUGAACUGGUAUGGACAAUGACCAGUGGCCGGGUCAGUGGGAUGUCUCUCUGCGAGUACAAAGGCUUAUCAAAUGACACUAAAAAUAAGUUCAACAACCAUCACUUUGGAAGGGAGAAGGCGAACAUUUCAUGUUUGGCGGGCAUGUGAGUGCACAAGAUGGCAAGAGCGAUUUGGAGCAUCCUGGUAUAAUUACCCCCAUUGUGUUCUUCAUGGAAAUUUCAAAGGACGGAAAUGAUUCCGUUGGUUGGUGUCCAGGUUUAUGGCACUGCUCCAAAAAGCCUUGCACACACACACACACGGUUUCUAGCUUGAAUCUUUUGCUCAAUCUUAUUAUUUAUGUCACUGGCUGGCUGGAUCCAAAGUCAUGUGUUCACAUAUCAUAAAUAAAAAUUUUAUCUGUGUUUGAGUUAUCACUUUCUUUCAGCCCACAUAAAGUUUACAUUUUCAUUGGUUGAAUAUACCACUUCUCUGGUUGGUUUCAGGAAUGAAAUUCUAUUUAGUUGAAAAUACCCAGCAUGUUUCCAUUGGAUACUAUUGACAGGUCAUAUGUGUGCAAGUGCAAUGCGGAUGGGCAAUAUAACACUCCCAAUACUUUCUUCCAUGAGUUCUUUCACACAGUCGCUCUGUGUUUGUAUCUAAAGCAGAAUCUAGCGCUACUUUCUUAAAUGGGCAUUUCAUUUCUGAGCCAUACACACCCAUCAAUCAUACGUUAAGAGCAUCAAAAUUACUACAGAAGCUAUGCCUAUGUUUCUUUCGUAGUUAUUUCUACAGAAUCAUAUAGCAUACUUGUGUUUUGUUACAUAAGAAAUGUAAAUACACUGUUGCCUUAAAAUGGUAAAUUGGUUUGCAGAACACUUAUCACACUGGCAAGAGAAGUGUAAUGCAAAGACGGUGUAGAGCUGUAAGUGACCAUGGAGAGGCAUGAGUCUAUACAUCAAUGGCAAAUUCCCAUUAGUAGGGUCCAAGGACAGAUGGAAAUUCUUUGCCUCCAAAUUCAUGAACCAUAUAUGUGUUAUGCUUUUCCUCUGGUGAACUUAACCAAAGAUAAGAAGAAUUUGUUUUAAAGAGUCAUUUUUAACAAAAGAAUUGCAUUGAAAAUCUCUAUAUAACACUAUUUAUUUACAGAGAUAAAUAGCUCCUGUGCAGGUUAUCUGGACAUGGUGACAGGGACAAUCUACUCUGUGUACAGAUGAAUGAGUCUUACCCAUCAUCCAUUUGUGUUGCAUAAGGUUUCAAAAACAAUUAAGUGGGAAUUGACUCCUAACUUAUGUGUAGACUCUGCCUAGAAAGAAAGUUUUGAAGGCAUCUAUAUAUAUUUCAUAACAAUGUCUGUUCUUUAUGGAUUUGAUCCAUAAAUAUUUAUCUAUCUGAAAACUUUGAUACUUGGAAUGUUUUCCUUAAAGCAUUUGGUGCUCCAAAAAGAAACAUUUGGUGCUAAGAGUUACAGCACUGAUGCCUUUCCCCAAGUUAAUUCUGGUUUAAAAAUUUAUAUUUCUUUUCCAAUGAGAUGCAGAGCAAAACUUGAGAGUCUCCAUUGACUAGGGAGCAGCAUCUGUUAUCCAUGGUAAAUGACUAUUUUGACAAAAAAUAUAAAGUUUAAGCCGUUAUAUUUCAAAGGGUUAGAGAAAACAAUGAUUUGUUUUUAUUUCUCUUGAGCUUUAUUCUAGCCAUUAAAAUAAUAACUUAUUCACUAGUUGAUUUUUUAAAUAAAUCUUUAUUUGAUAUAGCCUGAAUGUCUCUAUGAACUCAUUAUCUGAGUGUCACUGAUCAUGGCUUACUUGUCAGAAGUGGCUUUAUUUGCUUACUUUAUGAUUGAAGCAAAAUAUAUAUUACUUCCAUCAAGAUGUUUGAGACAUGGUGGAUUGAUUACCUUAUAGAUGUUAGGUUUGAAAUUUAAGGAUGUAAAAUAUAAUUACAUUAUAAAUAUAAGUAUUAAGCCUGUAUGGUGGCUUAAGUUUAUAAAAUAAUCCCAAUACUCAGAAGGAUAGGGAAGUAGAAUUGUCAUGAAUUUGAAGCCAUCCUAGGCUACAGAGUUUCAGGUCAGCCUGGGCUAGAGUAAGACAUUUAUUUAAAAAAUACAAGUAUUAGAAAAUACUGUAGCUUCUUCCUCCGUUUGCACAUUAUGUUUUGGUUAACUUUUACUAGAUUGUUGUUCAGUAUCAUAUUGGAAAAUUUAUUAGACUUUUAUUUCUAAUGAAAAAUGUUUGUGGGUAUAUAUUCACAGGACAGGUAUAUGCAUUACAUAUACUUCAAUGAAAAGUAAAUAUAUAAUUUGAUGCAUAGAAUAAUGGGUAUAUCUGUUAGGUAUUUAAAGAUUGGAGCAGGUAAGGCUAAAAAGCAUCAUUUAUUUUUAGAUAGUGAAGCCAUAUUCUAGACUCCAUAGAUUAAUAUUGUAUUUAGUGAAUUUCUAUUGUACAUCUCUGAGAGCACUUUAAUUUUAGUAUAUUUCUGUACUUCCUGGAGCAUAAUUCAGUCAAUUAGAUAAAAUUUUUUGAAAAGCCAUAACAUUAAAAUGUUUUGUUGUUUUUUGAAAAACAUUUUGUACUCUUCUGUCAAAAGACAAUCCUGCUAAGAAGUCACACAGUAGCAUGUACUUUUAUAUAAACCUGCUUCUCUGAAGUACCUUACAAAGAGUCUACUUAGGAAACAGGUGGUGGGGGUCCUACAGUGUAGAACUGGCCAUGAGCUACCUCCAAUGGAACACUUCUUAGUCAGGCCUGGAGAUGUACUGAAGCUUUAAAAGUUUCUUCCAGUCCUGAAAACAUUUUCAUUAAAUUGGUCAAAUCAGAGGUUUUAGUACUUAUCUAAUAUUUGUAAUAACUGCUUCUUUGCAACACAAUGCAUUACAAUGUAAUGCUGUGUAAACUACUAAUUUAGUUACAGGGAAGAUAUUGAACUAUAAUAUAUUACUUACUAAUUGACCACAAUAGAAUAAUAUCUUAGUUAAUUUGCUAAUUUGCUAUAAUAGAGUUUGUCAGAGGCAAUCAUUCAAAUAGUUUUUAUCUGGAAAAAUCUCUCAAAAGAUUAGUAAAACAUUGGUAAAUAUAUCCAUAUAUUUUAUUCUAACAUUACAGUCUCAUCACAUGUCUCAAGGGUAUAUAUAAAGAGGCAAUAAAUCGUUGUGAAAUAUUUAUGACUUAUUUUAUGAUUGUGAUGCAGUUAUUGGUGCAGACAUUAAAACUUCAAGUUUGCUUACCCUAGUCAACAUGGGGGAAAAUCUACUUACUUAACAAUGACUAUGCUUGUGAUGAGGAAGUACAUGCAGGCAAAUUCAGUUUGACUAAAAAUAUUGGACAGGAAUUGAUUCCGUAGAAUGAAGAGUAUGCAGAAGGUUAGUAGCCUUCAUAAACUAGAACAUGGAAAGCAAUAGAACUGAGCACUUCCAAAACCAUAGAUGACAGAGAAAGAAAAUGAUUACAUCAUGUGAAAAACUAGAAGCAAAUCUAAACCUCUUGGCACAGUUACAGUACUCUUCCAUCUGAUUUGUAAAAGUAAUUGGAGAAAAACUCAAAAUAUAAAACAAAGUCGACACGUUCUAGCACAUGAUACCUGUAAAUAGAAUUUUUACCAGUUGAAAUUCUGAAGUGAAAUGAAACAAUUAUUAUCAUCACAUUAAGGUUUUCUUUUGGAGGUCUCUUUUUAAACACCCUCAAUUUCUAAAAUUCUCUGUUAAUUAAACAGAGCAAUGACAGACCUUCAUUUUCUUUAAAUACUUUGUUUGUGUGAGGCUGUCACACAGAAAGAAAGAUUAUAUUUGAAACAAUAUGUUCAAGUGUAAAAAUCUUCAACAAAUUCUUAAUGUUUGUAAAAUGGGAGAAAUGUUCAGGAGUUUUAUAAUGAACAUCUUGGGAAUCUACAUAAGGAGAAGGAUGUUUCAGAAGUUUAAAAAGGGUUUUAAGCUUCUCCUGGUGCCGCUUGUGUGUUUGUUCGGUGUGGACCUGGUACCUCUUUUGUGAAGCGGCUGCUGAAGAGAUCCUGAAACUCAAGGAAGGAGUCAAGACUGAACAAUGAUCAUAUUUAUCUGAAGGUUGUGGGACAGGAUGGUCCUGUGGUGCAGUUUGAGAUUAAGAGGCAGACACCACUUAGUAAACUAAUGAAAGCCUAUUGUGAAUGACAGGGUUUGCCAAUGAAGCAGAUUUGAUGGGCAGCCAAUCAGUGAAAUAGACGCACCUGUACAGUUGGAAAUGGAAAAUGAAGAUACAGUUGAUGUGUUCCAGCAGCAGACAGGAGGUAUCUGCCAAAGAAAAGAACCUGCUAUUUUACUCCAGGAUUUUGUUAUAGACCAAGAUUACAUUCUCAAUUAGAAAACUGCAAUUUGGUUCCACCACAUCCUGACUACUACAAUAUAGUUUUCUCUAUUCUUUCAUUAUCCCCUUCCCCAACCCUUAUUUUACAUAAAAUAACUGGUGCAUAUGCACAAACAUGUUGUACUUUCCUUUCUUUUUUUUUUUUUAAAACUAAAUGGCCAAUGUUUUGGUUGACAUCAAGGGGACAUGAUAUGGGGGAAAGCACUAAUUCUGUGAAAAUACCCCUUUCUCAUUAGUGCCAUGCACAUUCAGCUUUUAUCUUUAUAUUCCAGUAAGUUAUUUUGCUCUCAUUGUAUUAACAA
Molecule: messenger RNA, 7865 nt
Organism: Jaculus jaculus (lesser Egyptian jerboa)
Lineage: Eukaryota; Metazoa; Chordata; Mammalia; Rodentia; Dipodidae
Gene: Antxr2
Product: ANTXR cell adhesion molecule 2
Exons: 17
Coding region: 346-1809 (487 amino acids)
Cellular component (GO): membrane
Molecular function (GO): signaling receptor activity
Source: RefSeq, a predicted model, not a curated record